Molecule: messenger RNA, 1853 nt
Organism: Serpula lacrymans var. lacrymans S7.9
Lineage: Eukaryota; Fungi; Basidiomycota; Agaricomycetes; Boletales; Serpulaceae
Product: carbohydrate esterase family 4 protein
Exons: 6
Coding region: 167-1432 (421 amino acids)
Biological process (GO): carbohydrate metabolic process
Cellular component (GO): membrane
Molecular function (GO): chitin deacetylase activity
Source: RefSeq, a predicted model, not a curated record
GUAACGAAACGGAAAUCAUUCGCCGCAUACAGUCGUCCUCAAAAUGAUGAUAUUUGCCCAAUUUAAUGGCUCUAUCCCCUUUCCCCGUCUCUCCUAUAAAUUUGCUCCUCCCUUCCCGUCUCUCAUUUCCUCUCCUUCAUCCUCUCCCCCCUCUCCCUCGUGAACUAUGUCUCGGCGUAUUGCUUCAUUCUUUGCACUCGCUGGAUGUAUAGCUCUUGCAGGCGCGUCUGCGGUCGGAUCAGGUCAUGUACAACGCAGGAGCCCGUCGACGUCUUGGUAUCAUGCAGACGACCACCCAGCUCAUUCGCUCUUCAAGCGUAACUUCACGGACGGAACCACCUAUGCACCUAUCGGUUCCCAAGAAUGGGCCAAUGCUUACCCGCAAGACACAAUCAACGUGACUGCCAUCCCCAAAGCCUGGAUCGAUGCUCUGAACUCCGCCGUCAGCGCUGGAAAAAUUCCGAACCUUCCCCCGUCUACAGUUAAUAGUCAAGGGUUUACAACAUAUUCUGGUGGACUUGACCCUAACGGGCAGGAAGUCUGUUCGGCGACCUACCAGUGUUACGUAGCGGAUGACCUCUGGAAUGCUCCGCAAGGAGAUGUGGGCCUUAGUUUCGAUGAUGGGCCUUUACCUACAUCUACGGCGCUUUACGAAUUCCUUGCCAACAAUUCCUUACGGUCUACGCAUUUUUUCAUCGGUAGCAACAUUCUUUACAACCCACAGCAAUUCAGCAUGGCUUUCGACCAGCUAGGAGAUGAUAUUGCCGUGCAUACAUGGACACAUCCUUACAUGACCACACUAUCGAACGAGGAAUUGGUGGGAGAGUUUGGGUGGACGAUGGAGAUCAUCCAUAAUUCUACUGGCGGGCGAUUACCAAAAUACUGGAGACCACCUUACGGUGAUGCUGAUAACAGGGUCAGGGCCAUAGCAAAAGAAGUGUUUGGAUUGACCACCGUCAUAUGGAACCAAGACACUGGGGAUUGGAGUCUCACUAGUGGUGGCACUACGGCACAAGCGAUACACAAUGACAUGGAGAAAUGGCUCACUGGUCCUAAAAACCCUGGCCUCAUUAUUCUCGAGCACGAGCUUUCUAAUCAAUCAGUACAAGCUUUCAUGGAUGCAUAUCCCAUUAUGAAAAGCAAUGGUUGGAAUACUAUCUCUGUGGCCGAGCUAUCCGGUGGUCCCGUGUACCAAAACUCUGACAAUUCAACGGACCCUGUUACGCCAGGGACAGUGGCUAAUCUAGCAGUUCAACCACCGCCCAAUUCGACCAGUUCCACACCUGCGUCGACAAGUACACAAUCCACCUCUUCGAGUGCCCCGAGUGGAUCGAACCACAACACUAGUGGAACUGUUUCUAUCAGCAGCAGUGGACGUGUUAACUAUUUGAUCGCAUCUAUGGCUGCGAUAGGGCUCGCUUUUUUAUGCUGAACUAAACUAACAUUCAUUUUGACAUUACGGACUAAAUAUUCUGGGAUCCGAGACUCCUCUCAUGCUCGUGCUUUGCUUGAAAUUUCUGACAUUCCUUCGUUCCUUCGAUGGCUUUGACAAUAACUGGGACAAUUUGCGGGUAUAUCGUCCGAACUAUCUGACUUUGCAACUUUAUGAUUCCUGUAGUUUACAUACAGAUGCGUCUUGUACAGGGUUGUCACCCCUUUUGUACUCUAGCGCAAUACGUUUCUGCAUAAUAUUACUUUUAAAAUCUCGAAUGAAUGCAGUAUUUCUAUAUGGCCCUUUUGAAUGAGAAAUUACUUUGUUGUGUUCUUACAAUGAUUCUGAGUUAUGUGUUUGAUAGGCAUUUAUUGUAGUUUCCCUUGCUUACCUAAUUCAAUAUAUGAUGAGUCGAUAUCUU